Molecule: messenger RNA, 2283 nt
Organism: Mollisia scopiformis
Lineage: Eukaryota; Fungi; Ascomycota; Leotiomycetes; Helotiales; Mollisiaceae
Exons: 2
Coding region: 1-2283 (760 amino acids)
Source: RefSeq, a predicted model, not a curated record
AUGGCGGCACCAUACGAAAGACAAUGGAUCACUCCGCCGAAAAUUACGGCACCGUCAACACCAGAAGUGGAAAAAACGGUCACCAAGCCGCCAGAGCCAACGACGUCCCCAAUAUUGCCUCCCAAGACACCUCGAAAAUUCGUCCCAGCACUUCCCAGUAAUCCACGACCAAAGAGGCGUCCAUCAGAAGAUCUCAGAGACCCGCCUCAAGAUUUUCAAGCACCACUACCGAGUCGGGCGGCUAGCACCGCUGCUCGAGUAGAAACUGUUCGCCGUCCUUCUAUAUUGAAGUCUCCGAAGGCAGCAAGAAGUUUCAAUACCAAAUCUCCCGUCAGCCCGCCUCCAAUCAAAUUACCAUCACCAGUCCGAAGGGACUCUCGUGGAUGGCAGGAAGCAGUGAGAUCUCCGGUCAAGGUACCGUUGCCAGUUCGAAAAGAUUCCCUCGAAUCACAGAACGAUGCAACAUCUCCAGUCCAAGUGCCAUCGCCAGUACGAAAAGAUUCCUACAACAGCCCAACAAAAAAUGUCGAAUCUCCCAAAUCGUGGGCUCCCCAAGCGGUUGAUAGUCCAGUUCAAUCUCCUCUGAAUGCAAUUACUCCAAAUUCUCAAUUACAAGAACCUUUGUAUCUUCGUGUUAUCGACAUUCCAUCAUCACAGAGAUCAAGCGACACUAUGCCAGUGGGGUAUAGUUUGGAGGCAACGAACGUUGCAAACAACGUUCUCAGCGCAAGUCCGAUCGCUAUGACGCCUGGUGGCCUUCUAGAAUCUCUCGGUGCUGCGGACGCAAGUCCUCCAUCCUCUGGAGAUGAAUCAGAUCCUAAAACACCACUCACUCCUCUGAUUGAGGUCCGCCCAAGUCUACAACCAGCGCCAUUGAACCUCAAAGCCCAAGCUACCAUAGAGACUGUAGUCAUAGAACCUUCAGCACUGACACCUCCAGCGAAAACUCCAAGCCCGCCUCCAGAAACUGCUUUACCUCCCAUACCCGAGCCCAGACCAACGCAACCAGCACACAAGCGUGCCCUUUCCGUCAAAUUCAAGGCCCAAACAACCACAGAUCCAUCCCGACGCAAAACAUCCAACCCAUCAUCUCUGGGAUCGCUCGCUCCACGCUCCCUAUCAACCCACCUCCUCUCACUCGGCAACGCACCCCGCAAGCUCUACCUAGCCACCCACUCGCCCUUCCUCCGCUCCGUCAGCACCUGCAAAGCAAACACAGCCCUCCUCUCCCAAUACCUCGCCAGAGAACGCCUAUACCUCCACUCCACCCUGCGCCUGCUCUCCCUCCUCCUCGCCAACGUCAUUCUCCCCACCAGACCAUCCGGACUCGUCUCCCGACGCCGCGGCGGCAUCCGCGAUAAAAUGCGCCAAGAAAUUGAAAAAGCAGAACGCGAACGCAAAGCGCAAGCCCAAAAGGGGCAAAAAGAUUUCGGGCCCGGAAUGGGGGCCAACCUUGGCGUCGAAGUCGCGAGCGGAGUGGCGAAUCUCGGGAUGGGCAUGGUGCUCGGCGGCAUCGUCGGAAUCGGAACGGGUGUCGGGAUGAAAACCGCGUCCGGAUCCGCGGGCGUGGGACUUUCUAACUUGGGGAACUCGGCGACGGAUCCACCAGAGGAAGAAGAGCGGAUUUCGGAGGUGGUGGAGAAUGUGCAUAGAGAUGUCGGGGAGCGAGCUGUUGGUUUCUUGGUGGCGAGCAUUGCGAGGACGAGAAAGACGUUGGAUUUGUUUGAGGAGGUUAGUGAGGAUAUUUCGGGGAUUGAUUUGGAUGGGAGUGAAGCGGAGCAUGGGGAGGGAGGGGAGAUGACGGCGCUGACUAUGUUUACGAGGUUGUUUGGGGAGAUUGGUGGGGCGGUGGAGAAGAGGGAGAGGAGUGUUUUGGCGGGUUUAGUUAUGCUUUUUGCACGAGAGAAGGCACAUCUUGAUGCUUGGCUGGAAGUUAAAGCUACAUUAUCUACUCGCCCGCAAACCCGUCCAGCAUCAGUCUCGAUUUCUCAAAAACGCAAAUCAGAACCAGAUCGAGGCGCCAUCAGAGUCUAUCUCCUCCCGGAGUUCACUAGUGACGAAUCUGUGUCGUAUGUAGAAGAGCUAGGCAAGUUAGUAGAUGAUCUUUGGGCAGACAAGUAUAUCAAGCGAGAUAGGGACAGUCGAUUCUUGGAGCGAAAAGAUUUACUGGAGGCGAAAAAGGGAAGAAUGAGAGGUGGAGGAUGGGAGGAUGAUAUCAAAGGGUUAGAGGAAUUUUUCGAGAUGGUGUUAGAUAUUCAGGGGAGGUUUUGGCCUGUUUGCUAG